Molecule: messenger RNA, 2527 nt
Organism: Belonocnema kinseyi
Lineage: Eukaryota; Metazoa; Arthropoda; Insecta; Hymenoptera; Cynipidae
Product: apoptotic protease-activating factor 1-like
Exons: 7
Coding region: 8-2527 (839 amino acids)
Molecular function (GO): protein binding
Source: RefSeq, a predicted model, not a curated record
GUUGAAAAUGUCCACUUCUGAUGAUAUAGGACUCCACAGCAAUGAAAAUCCUCCACUUCCUGUAAACAGAAACAAAAAGAUAUGUCAUUACUUCUAUACUCAAGAUCAGUCUUUGGCCUUGCUGGCCAAAGCUUUGGACAUACCCACUGAUCGACUUCCAUCUGAGGCUAAACAAAUUCACAAUCAAUGUAAAGGCAUGCCUUUACUUAUAUCGAAGUUUGCCACAGAAUUCGAAACACUCAAAGAACAGCUAAUCAAUAGUGAAGAACGUUGGCAACAUUAUCAGAAAAAAAGAUUAAUCGAAAAAAUCGCCAAGUUUUUGGAUACAUCCAUUAAGGAGCUUGACCCAGACCUUCAAAACAAGUUUUACAAAUUGGCGAUCUUUGAUACUGAUGUGAAUAUACCCUCCAAGACAUUGGGACACCUGUGGGGAUUAAACCAUCUGGAGGUGGAUGAAAAGAUGAUUGUUUUCUGUCAAAAAGGUUUGGCUGUACGAAAAUGGCAGGAAAAACUGAAGACCUACGUUUAUAUAAUAAAUGAAACCGUACUAUCUCACCUAAAAUUUAAACUACGUCCGAAGAAAUUAAAGAAACUGCAUCGAUUACUUAUCCAAAAAUAUCGGGAAGUUUGCAAGAAUGAUUUCGCGAAGCUGCCCGACGAUAAUUACAGUUAUACAUAUAUUGGUCAUCAUCUGGAGCAAGCUCAGUUGUACGAGCUGUUUGAGGUGUAUUUAAAUUUGGAAUUCAUCCAAGCAAAAAUUGUAAACGCAGGGUUAAGUGACUUACUUAAGGACAUACAAAUAUACGAGAAGCACAUCAUUCGUAAUUCUAGAGAAAUUAAAUUAGAUAACUUAAUAUCAUUUCUUAAAGACCAGAGGAAAAUUAUAACGCAACAUCAGAUUCGAAACUGCCUUGAUGUGGUUCAGGUCGUAUUUUACCAAACAAAGGAUGUAUUUUGGAUGCAUCAAGCUAGAAAAUUAGCAAAGAAAAGGUCUACCAGUCUCUACAUAUCUGCCAUCAAGAAUGUGGAAAAUGAUGGUGUUACAUCAACAUCUACCGAAUCGACCAUUGCUUCCUUCAAUAAAGACAUCUCCGCAAUUUGUAUCACUAAAGAGACCAAUUCUCUUCUGGUAGCCACAGCAGAUGGCGGAAUUCAUCUUAAGAAUGUUGAUACCCUAAAAUCUCAAUAUUUUUCCGGAUUUCACGAGAAGAUAAUUACAAAACUGAUUUUGGCACACGAAGCAAAAUGUUUUCUGGCAUUAAGUGACGAGGGAAAAGCGAAGCUCUUUUUUCUCAAUGGUCAGGAAAUGUCCGAUAAUGGAAAUAACAAUCUAAAUCCAAGAGAGAAACAAAAAUUUUGGACUGGAUUUUUUAGAAACGAGGAUGACAGUUGCCAGACUUUUGUUAUUGAGAAUGAUCUUCUUGCAGAUAUCUCUUUCUCUCCAGAUGAUAAAUUCAUCGUCGGUUGUACUCCAAAAGGGACUAUACAGGUGUGGAAUAAGAGUGGAGACAAGUUGCAAACAAUCAAAAUGAGCAAUAACUGUUUUAGUAAGAUGACAUUUACAACAGACCUUUAUCAAAAUCUCCUUUUGCAUGUCAUGGAUGAAAAGUUAUGCCUACUCGUUGUCUAUCAAUAUGGAAACAACAAGUUUGAAUACAAAACAUUAUACAAUCCAUCGACUCUGAAAGAGGGAGAGAAGAUGAAAAUAAUAUUCUUGGGAGGAUUGCCUAAUGAAAAAAACAGUCUCAUUUUUGUUUCUCAAAAUAAGGCAGUGCAUGUUAGGUGGCUUCAAGAAGCAAAACAUCAUCAGAUUCUUAAUUUCAUAAAGCGAACAAUAACUGGUAUCAAUGAACCAGAUGCGGUUUUCGUUGGCGCAGCUUUAACUCAUGACGGACAAAACUUAAUUAUAGCGAAAUCUGAUGGGUGGAUUAAUGUUUGGAGAGUGUAUGCUUCUUUUGAACCUGUGGCUUUUUUCAAAGGAACGGUCACAAGUUUGGAUACGCACUGGAUAAAGGACCAGGGACAUCACCGGUUUUUUGGAAGCCAAAACGGACUGAUUUAUAAGUGGGAACUGAAUAAAAUUCAAGAUUCCAAACCUUUGAUUAAACCAUUGUUCAAUGCGAUAAUGAAACCCUUGGGUGAAGAUGACAUUGUGGUUAAACGAACAGCUCAACACAAAAUUGAUAUCUUUCGAGGAAAAAGAGAUUUUUGGAAAAAAAUGUCUGAAGUUGUUUUAGCUGAAGGAUUAGUUACUACCAUGAUAUUGAGUGAAGAUGGCAAAAACCUAAUUUACGAUCAUAUCAAUGCAAAAAAAAGACAAGAGAUUUUCCAUUUUGAUAUCCAAAGGAGAAUUUCCAACCGCAUCGAUACUCUUGAAACCGUUUCAAACUUUAUCAAGAUUGUUACCAAUCUAGAAACUGGUGUUGCUCUCAUCUAUCAGAAUAAUAGCAACAAUUUAUCUGGAGCAAAAAGCAUCCUACGUAGUAAAAGAUACUGGAGAUGUGCUUUCAAUUUACGAGAUGGAUAA